CACGCUUUGGCGUCAGAUCCGGUGCAGGGAAUGUUUGUGGAAGAUGGCGGCAGCGAAGAGAGCCGUGACUUGAGGAGCGGGGGGCGGCGACGAGACGGCGCGGGUGUGAGUUCGAGCGGGAGAAGGCCGCAGUGUGAUUUGUUAGAAGAAUUUUAUCACCAUGGCUUUGGAAAUAACCUCACCUCCUCGAUUUUUUCACAUGCCAAGGUUUCAGCACCAGGGACCAAGGCACACCUUUUACAAGCGGCCAGAUUUUGCCCAGCAGCAAGCUAUGCAGCAACUGACCUUUGAUGGCAAACGUAUGAGAAAGGCUGUGAACAGGAAGACGAUCGAUUAUAAUCCAUCAGUUAUUAAAUUCUUAGAGAACCGGGUUUGGCAGAGAGAUCACCGAGACCUCCGAGCAAUUCAGCCUGAUUCAGCUUAUUAUAACGAUCUGGUGCCACCCAUGGGAAUGCUGCAGAAUCCAAUGAAUGCUGUAACAACAAAAUUUGUCCGAACCUCAACUAAUAAAGUGAAGUGUCCAGUGUUUGUUGUCAGGUGGACUCCUGAAGGAAGGCGUUUAGUCACCGGUGCUUCAAGUGGCGAGUUCACUCUCUGGAAUGGGCUGACAUUUAACUUUGAAACUAUUUUACAGGCUCAUGACAGUCCAGUUAGAGCCAUGACCUGGUCUCAUAAUGAUAUGUGGAUGCUGACAGCUGACCAUGGUGGAUAUGUGAAGUAUUGGCAGUCCAACAUGAACAAUGUGAAGAUGUUCCAAGCUCACAAGGAGGCGAUUAGAGAGGCCAGUUUCUCACCUACGGAUAAUAAAUUUGCCACAUGUUCUGAUGACGGCACAGUUCGAAUUUGGGACUUUCUUCGAUGCCACGAGGAACGUAUACUUCGAGGACAUGGUGCCGAUGUGAAGUGUGUAGACUGGCAUCCCACCAAGGGAUUGGUUGUAUCUGGAAGUAAAGACAGCCAACAGCCAAUCAAAUUCUGGGAUCCUAAGACGGGACAGAGUCUUGCAACACUUCAUGCUCACAAGAACACAGUGAUGGAAGUUAAAUGGAAUCAGAAUGGGAACUGGCUUCUCACAGCAUCGCGUGACCACCUCUGUAAAAUGUUCGACAUUCGUAACUUGAAGGAGGAGCUACAAGUCUUCAGAGGACACAAAAAGGAGGCUACAGCUGUGGCUUGGCAUCCAGUGCAUGAGGGAUUGUUUGCCAGUGGGGGAUCUGACGGCUCUUUGCUCUUCUGGCAUGUUGGUGUGGAGAAGGAGGUUGGAGGAAUGGAGAUGGCUCAUGAAGGGAUGAUCUGGAGCCUUGCCUGGCACCCACUUGGACACAUACUUUGUUCAGGAUCCAAUGACCAUACCAGCAAAUUCUGGACGAGAAACAGACCUGGAGAUAAAAUGAGAGAUCGCUACAAUCUCAACUUGCUUCCAGGGAUGUCGGAUGAAGCUGUGGGAGAGUAUGAUGACAUUGAGCCAAACAGUCUAUCCAGUAUUCCUGGAAUGGGCAUUCCAGACCAAUUGAAACAAGCCUUGGAGCUGGAACAGACCAACAAAGAAGAGGUGAAUGAAGUGGAGAUGGCAAUCCCAGGAUUGGAUUGGGGCAUGGAUGAAAUGAUGUUGAAGGAUCAAAAGAAAGUGAUACAGAAGAAAGUCCCUUAUGCAAAGCCAAUUCCUGUACAGUUUCAACAGGCAUGGUCUCAGAAUAAGGUUCUUACAGUCCCUGUUGAGGAGCCAAAGAUCGAGAGGGCAGAAGAGAAGAAAAAGGAUGAAAAGAAGAAAUCUCAAGCAGAAAUUGAGCAGGAGAUGGCUGCCCUCCAGUACACCAAUCCAUUGCUCCUGGAGCAAUUGAAGAUUGAGAGGAUGGCACAGAAACAGGCAGAACAAGUUCAGCAACAACAGCAGCAGCAGCAGCAAGGUCCUUCCUUGGCACCACAGGCCUUUCCUGGACAAGGAUUUAUUCCACAGGGUCCACAAGGGUUUCAGCAGGCACAUCCACCUCAACAGAUGCAGAUGAACAUGCCUCUUGGACACUCAGGACCGCAAGCCAAUUUCAGAGCACCAGCACCUCCAGGACAAAUGGGUCCUCAAGUCCCUCCACUAAUGCAGGGCCCUGUUGGGUCACAAGGAUUAAUGGGAGCCCAAGCACAUGCAGGACCACAAGGAAUUCAUGGUCCAGGAGGUCACCCGGGACCCCAGGGCCAUCCAGGACCUCAAGGUCACCCGGGACCCCAGGGCCAUCCAGGACCUCAAGGCCACCCGGGGCCCCAGGGCCAUCCAGGACCACAUGCUUCACAAGGUUUUCCAGGUCCCCAAAAUCACCCUGGGCCACAAGGACAGCAAGGACCCCACAUUCAGCAAGGUUUAGGACCCCAAGGUCAUCCAGGUUCGCAAGGACCAUCCAGGGCCCCAAGGAUUACUGUGGCACAAGGAAUGCAGGGACCAUCAGGUCCGAGAGGAAUGCAAGGCCCUCCAAUGCAGGGACCUCCACAGGGCAUACAAGGACAUCCCCAGGGCAUGCAAGGACCACAGGGGCCUCAAGGGCCACAGUGUGCACCAGGAGGACCUCCACACUCUCAGCAGGGUUCUUCAAACACACAAGGGCCACCUCAUCAAGCCUCUUCCUUUCAACAGCCAGCCAAGCCAUCAUUGCUGGGUGAUGGACCUAGAAUGCCAUUUAACCAGGCUUCAAACCAGGUGCCACCAUUGAUGAUGGUGGGGCAGGGACCAGUUCGUAUGCCUGCUUCCAAUCAAGGGCCUUCAGGUCCUGGGCCAAACAAAGGUGACUCUCAUGGUCCACCAAACCAUCACAUGGGCCAUCCACAGGAAAUGAGGCGAGAUCAUAGUGCAGAGCGCGAUCCUGAGCGGGGACCACCUUACAGGGGAUCCCAGGACUGGGGGGAUCCACGCGAAAACAGAGGGUCUGCAGAGAGACGUGGUCCACCCCAGGACUUCCACGAUCGCUUUGAAGGACCCGAUCAAUUCCACGACGAUUUCCGCAAGGAUGAGCGGUUUGGCCACAGACCGCGGGAAUUUGAGAACCGCAUGGGCCCGAUGCCUCACGAGGAAGGUUGGCGGAGGGGCCCUGGUCCUCAGCGGGAUUUUCCUCCUGAUCAGGAGUACAGGGACUUUGGGGACCCUGAGCACAGGGGCCCAGGCCGAGGUCCACCCCAAGGAUGGGAUGGAAGGAAACCCUUAGAUGAGCGAUUCUCACGGGAGCCUGAAGAUGCACGUUUUCGUGGGAGAAGAGAUGACAGGUUUCGGCCGGUUCGAGGGGGUUCUCGGCACGAUGGUUGUGGCCCACGAGGGAGAGAUGCUUUUAUGAACAUGGAUGACUUCAUGGGCGAUGAGGAGUUUGAGCAAGCAGAGGAGAAUGCAAGGGGCCGUGACCCAGGAGGAAGAGGACGGGGCCGUGGAGCAAUGCGAGGUGGGCGAGGGGGUCUCCUUCCCCUACCCGGCCAUGACGAAUUCCCACGCUUUGAAGGUGGCCGUAAGCCUGAGAAAAGGCCAUUGUCUCCAGGAGGUCAUCGCGAUGGCUGGGGUGGCAGAGGGGACCGCGGAGAAAUGCACGAACCUGUCAGAGAACAAGGCCGAGGUGGUCCAGCUGUAUCACCACGAAUGCCCAAAUCUGGCCGCUCCAAUUCACACGAGGGAGAUCGACACGACGGCUUUCACCGAGAUGACGGAUUCAGUGGGCCAGGAGGACCCCCUCCGCGGGGUGGUGCCAGGGGCGGACCCAGCUGGGGAAGGAGUGGGAAGGGCUCGGUUCCACCACCCCGUCGAGGGCCUUCCAGGGGCAGCAGAGGGAGAUGAGCGAGCAGCAGCACUGAGAGAACGGAUUUUACUCAAGAUGUCCUGGGGCAUGUAUAGUCUUUCAACCAAACCUUGCACGAGUGACCUGUGCAAGAGUCUGGCCCCGGGAGAAGCAGCAACCUUUCCUUUUUUCAUUUUUGUACAGCUGGCAGCAGUGUUUGUUGUUAAACUCCAGCAGUUUUAGUGUUGUGAGGUCUGGAGCACUGCCACACACACACACACACACAAAAACACAUAUGAUAUGUGUCAGAUCAAAGAAGCUCUGACUCGGUGUACAGUUUGUCUCGAGUGUCAUUUUGUAUGACUACACAAUAUAAUUUGUGCAAAAUUUAACAGAAAGAUAGAGACCUGGUCUGUUUUUAUUUUGCCACAUCUUGUUUUACAUACAUAAUACAUCUGUUGACCUCUCUCUGAGGUUGUUCUCUGAAGUACAGAUGAGAAACUAAAGAUAUGUUUCAGUGUUUUGCCCUCUGUUUCGGGGAUUUGGGCAGUGAGAUCUGGUGCUGACUCCAAGGCAGACAUUGGGCAGGUUCAGCCUGUCUUUGCAAUAUACAAAGGACUACUGACUGUGAGAGGUGAAUGCUGUACAAGACACCAGAACUGCCUGCCUUUUGAGAAGUGCGUCUUGUGCCUAGCCAACAACUAAAUGCGGCACCUUCAGCAAUGCCACACUCCCUGAGUACUGCACUCAAAUCCUGCAGAGGGAUUUGAACCUACUCAGUGGUAAGGCUACCCAUGCAGCCAAGUUAACCCACUAGGGAUAAUGGAGAGCCACAUACUCAGAGUAAAGCUUCAGGUAAUCCAAAAUGAGUCACAAUCACAAGGCAUCACUGCUUCAAGUCUGGGCAGUGCAGUCACAGGUGGAAAGGUGAGGUCUGAAUAGCCAUACAUUCACCCAGAGAGGGAGACAGACAGACAAGCAUUGGUCAUUGUAAACACAAAUGUGGAUAGUGCUGAUCCACUUGUGCACAGCUAUUAAAGGUGUAAGAUCCCAUGGAGAGGCAAAUGAAAGUCAGCUGUAGGCAAUAUACUGAUGGUGCAAAGGCAGUUUCCUGGGUUUUAGCCAUGUAAUUGUAUUUGAAUGCUGCCAGACCUAAUCAGACUUACAGAAAGUGCAGAGGAAGCCAUGUACAGUCAAGUUGAAAUUCAUUGUCUUCUUGACUUUCCUAAACACAGAUUGCAUUGGGUAUCUGCAACUGGCUCCCUCCUCCAUUAAUUUACCAACUUGUCCAUUUAUGUACCAUUUCUUAUUGCCCUUUAUCACCAAACUAUUAUUUCACUAGUUAGUAAAAUCAGCUUUCCCUAUAUUUUCUAAUCUAUGUCUUUGUUCUGUACUUAUCAAGGCAGAAAUACCAGCCCUAUAACUUUGUGAUGGGACUUUUGGUGGUUCCAUGUUAGGAACUAGGGUAAUUGUUACAUGUUGCGAAGUUCCACAUGUGAUCAGUUUUCUUUACUGUUAAUCUGAACAAUAGCAUGAUCCAGGGGCAGAACAGGUUUUGUUUUCGAGAUUUAAUCUAGAUACUCAGCUUCCUUGUGCCUCUCAAUACUUAUUGGGGGCAAGCCAUGGAACUACUUGAGAAAAUAAGUUUGUACUUGAAUCACCAAGAAGCUUUAUUUCACAGUGAGCAGAGACUGCUCUUACCAUCCUGCAUUUUUCCAAAUCCUGUCAAUUGGCAGAAAUCUCGGAAUGAAUUCUCCAUUAGUUGAUUUACCCUAUCUGAUCCCAAAUGUUCAACCACUUUGAUCUGCACUGUUAGCUGUGAUCCUUCAACCUGAUUGUUAAUUAAAGAUAAUUUU
Pristis pectinata (smalltooth sawfish) is the source of this 5599-nucleotide messenger RNA. It is a transcript of the gene wdr33, whose product is annotated as WD repeat domain 33. The transcript has 21 exons. Gene Ontology annotation, cellular component: mRNA cleavage and polyadenylation specificity factor complex. The record is from RefSeq and is a predicted model, not a curated record. Gene Ontology annotation, molecular function: protein binding. Bases 161 to 3802 code for a protein of 1213 amino acids. NCBI's taxonomy places the organism in Eukaryota, Metazoa, Chordata, Chondrichthyes, Rhinopristiformes, Pristidae.